GAACGACGGGGUGCCUGCAGGCACGUGGGAUGUUGCUGCUUCCCGUGCUGGUGGCGGUUGCAGUGUGCUGGAUGCCGUUCAUCAGCAGCGUUGUUGGAGAGGUGACGCUGUUGGAGGAUGAUGCGGGCGCGCUUCACAUCAACACGAGCGACCCCAUGAGCCAGCCCGUGUUUGUGAACGGGGUGAACGUGCACGACACGCUCAGCAUGUUGAUGAGCACCGUGUCGGCGCAGCAGAGCACAAUCGAUCGCGUCUAUGGAAAAGUGUGCACCCCGAGUGCCAGAACGUUCGGCAAACUUGAGACGUCAGGAAACAAAUGGAUUGGCGGGGUACUGGCCAACAACGGCCUAAUCUAUGCUGUGCCAUUCUUCGCGUCCUCCGUGCUCAUCAUUGACCCCAGCUCUAACACCGUCGACACGACCACUAUCGCUGAGUUUGCUAGAGGCGGAGGCAAAUGGGCCGGUGCAGCUUUGUCACACAACGGUCUCAUCUACAUGUUCCCGUCAAACACGCAGGCGAUCCUCACCAUCGACCCAGUCACCAACACAGUUGACACCACGACGUUGGAUGAUUUGCCACCUUCCAGAAACAAAUGGUACAGCGGAUUGGCAGCAAACAAUGGCCUCAUCUUCGGCAUUCCUUUGUACUCCACAUCUGUGUUGAUUGUGGAUGCGAUGACCAACACCACCGACAUCACCACGUUGUCAGGGCUUUCCUCGGAGGGUAACAAAUGGUACGGUGGCGUCCAGGCAGACAACGGCUUCAUCUACUGCAUUCCGUUGCGGGAAACAUCGGUCCUCAUCAUCAACCCUGUCUCUCUCACGAUGGACCUCACGACCCUCUUCGGCUUGGACUCGGGCGCUGUUUGGCAUGGGGCUGUCCUUGCGAACAAUGGUCUCAUUUACACUUUCCCUGGUUUUACAAAGAAGGCGCUCGUCAUUGAUCCAGCCUCAAACACAAUCAGCCCCCUGGUUGUGGCCAGCCCAACUUCUUCAGUCAAGUGGCUUGGUGGCGUGCUCGCACCCAAUGGCAACAUCAUUGGCAUUCCAUUUGGCUCACCAAAUGUCUUCAUCUUCGAUCCAACUACCAACACCACUGACACAACAAGCAUCGGUGGACUUGCUGGUACCCAAAAGUGGUAUGAUGGCGUGCUCGCACCAAACGGCCUCAUCUAUGGCAUCCCAGACUUCGCAGAUACCGUCCUUGUCAUCGACCCUGGCUGCUAAUUGCGUCUGUAUGUCAUCACACUAACCC
This is a messenger RNA of Salpingoeca rosetta, 1254 nucleotides long. RefSeq lists its product as uncharacterized. The record is from RefSeq and is a predicted model, not a curated record. Bases 30 to 1226 code for a protein of 398 amino acids. NCBI's taxonomy places the organism in Eukaryota, Choanoflagellata, Craspedida, Salpingoecidae. The transcript has a single exon.